AUGGCAGAGAGAGAAGCAGACAAAAAGCGAACACUCCCUACGACGGGCUCGAAUCCCCGUGGAAUCCCCGCCGCUCCCUUCGUCGACAAUGUUUCCGACUACGUGACUACCAGGGCGGAUGUUGAGCCCACCCUACGGUCAUUCCAGGAGAUGGUGUCGAAAUAUCAGUUUAUGGAGGUCAACACACAGAGACGUGCGCAGGGACUGCAGCAAAAAAUUCCAGACAUAAGGAAAACACUGGAGACAGUCCGGUUUUUAAAGUCCCGGCGAGAGGCUGGUACCAACGAACCUAUUCAAACUACAUUCGACAUGAACGAUACGCUGUAUGCUCAUGCGACUUUAUUACCCGACGACACAGACGAGGUGUUUCUAUGGCUUGGAGCAAAUGUCAUGCUUGCAUAUCCUAUCGAUGAGGCAGAGCAGCUACUGGAAGAGAAGUUACAGGCGGCAGAAUUGAGCUUUAAGAACUGUGAAGAGGAUAUGGAGUUUUUGAGGGAACAGGUUACGACUCUUGAAGUCGCAACGGCCCGUGUGUAUAACUGGGAUGUGGUACAAAGGCGGAGGGAGAAGGCUGAAGGUAAGGAAGAGGAAUCAAAAGGUGAAACGGGACGGAUACGGACAGACGGUUAG
This is a messenger RNA of Trichophyton rubrum CBS 118892, 630 nucleotides long. RefSeq lists its product as uncharacterized. NCBI's taxonomy places the organism in Eukaryota, Fungi, Ascomycota, Eurotiomycetes, Onygenales, Arthrodermataceae. Gene Ontology annotation, biological process: tubulin complex assembly; microtubule-based process; protein folding. Gene Ontology annotation, molecular function: tubulin binding. Gene Ontology annotation, cellular component: cytoplasm; prefoldin complex. The coding region runs from base 1 to 630 and encodes 209 amino acids. The transcript has 4 exons. The record is from RefSeq and is a predicted model, not a curated record.